CGUAAACAGACAUUUUAGCCAAUAUUUCACAUGCUGGACUGAGGCUUUUCCCCCAGCAAGCAUUCAAUUGCAUUCAAAUAUGUAAAUAAUUUGUGCAUUGCCAGGAAUCCUAAAUACACCCGUCCUUUCCAAUGAAAAACCUAUGGCUCUGGUCUUUCUAUUCCAGCCCAGAAGGUGGCGAUAAGGCACUCACAGUUCGCUACCAACCGCCAUUACACUCCACUGAAGAAGAACAAGGAAAAGCGGAAGUCCUGUGAUACAGCUCGGUCAGUGGUCUUCCUCCUCCAGUCCAGAUUGAGGAGAUUGCUACCUGUCUUCCUGUCUGUCAGUAUGUCAUCCAGGAGAGAACAGAGUUCCAGGUCUCUCCUAUUUGGCUUGCUGCUUGUGCUGCUCUGUGAGGUGUUCUCGUUUGCACAUGCAAGCAAGAGUUUUGAAGACGUGCGCUGCAAGUGUAUCUGUCCACCCUACAGGAACAUCACUGGACACAUCUACAGCAGGAAUGUCUCCCAGAAAGAUUGUAACUGCCUCCAUGUAGUGGAGCCCAUGCCAGUGCCAGGCCAUGAUGUGGAGGCCUACUGUCUGCUGUGUGAGUGCAAGUAUGAGGAACGCAGCAGCAACACCAUCAAGGUGACGAUCAUCAUCUACCUGUCAGUGGUGGGCUCUCUGCUACUCUACAUGUUGUUCCUGCUGCUGGUUGAACCUCUCAUCCGUAAACAUGACCCCUACAUCCAACCCCUUCACAAUGAAGACGACUCUGAGGACAUGCGGCCGCAGCCUGAGUGUGCUGCUGCUGCCCAGGGAGGCAGGGGUAACACGGUACUGGAACGGGUAGAGGGAGCCCAGCAGCGCUGGAAAAAACAGGUCCAGGAACAGCGCAAGACUGUCUUUGACCGACACAAGAUGCUUAGUUAAACCUCAAUGGCUGACUUCAGAUCAGAGGCUAGAGUCACCUCCCAAGCUUCGUCCACAUCUGCUGCUGUUGUACUGUCACUAGCUACAUAUUGUUCUUCAGGAUUUCAAUCCCUUUGCCAUUUCAAUACAGUCCCUGCACAUUUAGGAUUGUUAAUGAGCGUUAUGGCAAUUCUGUUUGGAACGAUCGCUGGCCCAUUUGUCCUUUGUUUCCAAAAUGGUGGUUGCUGUCAUGAGAAUAUAGAUGUGUAUCAAAAUGAGGAGUAUAGCCAAACAGCAAAGUGUAAGUUGUGGUUGCAUCAUCAUCUCUGCAUCAUCUUCAUGGAAAGAUAAAACAGGAAAUGGAACUGGAUAUAUUACAAUCACUUUAUCGAAAAUAAGCUUUGAAAAAGUAGGACUGAUUCAGAAUAUUUUUAACAUGCUUAAGCACAUUUUACAAAUAAUUUUCAAUCCUCAUUGUAGCAUUGUUGUAUUGUGAAGCUAACUCAGCGCACCGGUAGGCUGAAUUCUUGUGAAUGAUAGGCUCACUGUAAAUAGGCUGCCGGCAUGUAAUUGGUUACUUGAAUUAUUAGCUGGUGCCAAGCCAAGUUCAUUCCUUAGUUUAAGCACUAUUUAUCAUCAGAACCACUUGUGGUUCAUUUUGCACUUCCUGAUGAUAUCCUUUGCACUUAAAGACACAAGAAAGGAAAAUGUAUUGCUUUAUUUAGCCUUGUAAUGAUGAUUGAUAGUUUGGCUGGCUUUGAAAAAUGUGUUGUUUGAUAGGCUGUCUCUACCUGGAGUGGACACAGAUGAGUGAAACCUCUGAGGAUGCUAAAUGCGGAUAGUUUAGCUUGUAACGGUCAUUGUAAUGUAGUCAUUUACUGUAGAAUCACUGGAAUGCCAAAUGUCUUUGUAUGAUUCCAGAGUGGAAUAUUGCAGUCAGUGGAUUGUCUCACAUUCCAUUAACUGGCACCGACUGAGGCUCUGUGCUGUGUGUGUGGAGGGGGGACAUUUCCAAUCACAUUCUGAGGUGAAGUUAUGCUAGCCUGCUUUACCUCAAACACACACACAUUGAGAAUUGAUGAAAAGGUCUAUUGAAUUAAUGUUUUAGCUGACGUAUUUUAAUGCAGAUGUACUCUUAAUUGACAUUUAUUUUGAAUGUAAUUAUCAAAAGGAAUAUGGUAGGGCCUGUAUGUUGAUGUUAAAGACAACUGAUAUGUGUGUUUUGAUAUAGGCUAGGAUUUUAUUACAUUGUUUAUUUUAGUUGGACUCUGUUCUGAGAUCUUGCAAUGUUGUAAUGUCUGUGUAAUUGCCUACACCAUGCUUGGAAAACAGUAAAAAUGGACCUUGGUUGAGCUUA
Messenger RNA from Oncorhynchus keta (chum salmon), 2248 nucleotides. RefSeq names its product proton-transporting V-type ATPase complex assembly regulator TMEM9-like. NCBI's taxonomy places the organism in Eukaryota, Metazoa, Chordata, Actinopteri, Salmoniformes, Salmonidae. Gene Ontology annotation, cellular component: lysosomal membrane. The record is from RefSeq and is a predicted model, not a curated record. The transcript is spliced from 6 exons. The coding region runs from base 331 to 912 and encodes 193 amino acids.